AUACCUCUAUACCAGUCUUUCAUAGGAAUCGCGUUGCAGUCGUUCAUCUGUGUAGACUCCCUCCGUGUUGUCCUCCCAAGUAGCACUUAAGGACUUUCGAGUUAGCAUAGGGGCGGCCACAGAGGCCGUCGGAGUGGCCGCCUCCGCCGAUACUGAAGCUUGCGUAUCACUGUUAUCAUCUCCAUAGCCUCUGGCUGCUAGAUUCUAAAAGCCUGUCACCAUGAGGAUUAUGAUCAAGGGUGGUGUUUGGAAAAACACUGAGGAUGAAAUCCUCAAAGCAGCAGUUAUGAAAUAUGGACUCAACCAGUGGGCUCGUAUCUCUUCGCUGCUGGUGCGGAAGUCAGCUAAGCAAUGCAAAGCUCGCUGGUACGAGUGGCUGGACCCCAGCAUCAAGAAGACGGAGUGGACCCGCGAGGAGGACGAGAAGCUGCUGCACCUGGCCAAGCUGAUGCCCUGCCAGUGGCGCACCAUUGCACCCAUCGUGGGACGCACGCCCGCGCAGUGCCUGGACAGAUACGAGCGGCUGCUGGACCAGGCUGUGGCCAAGGACGUCAACUACGACCCGCGCGACGACCCGCGCCGCCUGCGACCCGGCGAGAUCGACCCCAACCCCGAGGCCAAGCCUGCCCGGCCGGAUGCAGUGGACAUGGACGAGGAUGAGAAGGAGAUGCUCAGUGAGGCACGUGCGCGCCUGGCCAACACACGUGGUAAGAAGGCCAAGCGCAAGGCCCGCGAGAAGCAGCUGGAGGAGGCUCGGCGGCUGGCUCAGCUGCAGAAGAAGCGCGAGCUGAAGGCGGCGGGCAUCGAGGUGCGCGGCAAGUUCAAGAACGCGCGCGCGGUCGACUACAGCGCGGAGGUGGCCUUCGAGCUGAAGCCGCAGGCCGGCUUCUACAGCACGGAGGAGGAGGACCGCAUCACGCGCAGCAUGCAGCAGGAGUUCCGCCCCGUCACUGUCGAGGAGCUGGAGGGGCGGCGGCGCAAGGACAUCGAGGCGGCGCUCAUCAAGCAGGACAUGAAGCGCCAGAAGCUGAACGAGCUGCACGAUGCGCCCGGAGCCGUGGCGCAGGCCAUGGGGCUGGACCAGGAGGGGCAGCGCAGGAGGGGCAAGCUCAUGCUGCCGGCGCCGCAGGUCUCCGAAGCCGAGCUGGAGCAGAUUGCCCGCCUGGGCGUCGACGGGGCGCUGGAGGCUGCCGUACAGGAGGGGGCCGGCGGCGACGCCACACGCACCCUGCUGGGGCAGUACAACCAGACGCCGCGACUGGGUCCCGGAGCCACGCCCAUGCGCACCCCCCGCGGCGGCGCUGCCGGCGGCGGCGACCGUGUCAUGGCUGAGGCUGCUGCGCUGGCGCGGCUGCAGGGCAUGGGAACUGUGCUGGAUGGCGGCGAGACGGGGGUCGAUGUGGCGGCCAUGGACUUUGCGGGCGUGACGCCGCGCAAUGUGGUCGCCGCCACGCCCAACCCGCUGGCGGCAAUGGCGACGCCGUCGGUACGCGGCGGCGGCGGCGCCGCCGCUGCCGGCGGUGCCACCGGCGCGCGAGUGGUUCCGGCGAUUGCCGGAGUGGCGGCGACGCCAAUGUCAGUGGCGGGGACGCCGCUGCGGGGCGGCUCCGUCGGCGGCGGCGCCUACCCCGGCGCUACCCCGCUCAUCCGCGACGAGUUGGGUCUGAACGAGGCGGAUGUGGUGGCGGCGGCGCUGGAGGGCGGCGGCAGCAAGCGCGCGGUGGCUGCCCGGCAGGCGGCGCUGCGGGGGGAGCUGCGGGAGCGGCUGGCGGGGCUGCCGGCGCCGCAGAACGAGUACGCGUUCGAGGUGCCCGAGGUGCCGCAGGAGGAGCCCGAGGAGAUGAUGGAGGAGGACCUAGCGGAUGCGCGCGCACGCAAGGCCCGCGAGGAGGCGGAGCGGCGCAGGCAGGAGGAGCUCAAGAAGUCCAAGGCCCUGCAGCGGCAGCUCCCGCGCCCCCUCUCCGUCGACUCCCUGCCCGGCCCCAAGCCCGCCCCCUCCUCCUCCGCCCCCGCUGCGGCCCUCCGCGACCGCGCCGAGGAGCUGGUGGCGGCCGAGAUGGCGGCGCUGCUGACCCACGAUGCCAUCAAGUACCCGGUGCGGGACGCCAGGGCGGCGGACGCCAAGAAGAAGGGCGGAGGCGAGGGAGCAGCGGGCGGCAAGGGCGGCAAGCCGGCGGGCCCCGCACCCCCGCUGGAGGAGUUUGAGGCGGAGGAGAUCAAGUUGGCGGAGCAGCUGGUGGAGAAGGAGGUGUCCUUCCUCCGCGCCGCCUGGGGCCACGCCUCGCUGGCGCCCGAGGAGUACACGGAGGUGUGGCUGGCGGCGCACCGCGACCUCAUCUUCCUGCCCGCACGCCAGCGCUACGAGCGGGCCGCCUCGGCAACCAAUGUGGAUCGAAUUGACUCACUCAAGUCCGAGUUCGAGUGUGUCCGCGGCGACAUGGAGCGCGAGGCCCGCCGCGCCUCCAAGCUGGAGGCCAAGCUGGGGCUGCUGCUGGGCGGGCUGCAGCGGAGGCACGCGGAAAUCAGCAGCCGGGGGGCGGAGCUGUGGGGGCAGGUCAGGGACGCGGCGCAGGAGCUGGUGUGCUUCAAGGCCCUGCACGAGCGCGAGCUGCGGGCCGCCCCCGAGCGGCUGGAGGCGCUGGUUGAGCUGCUGACGGCCGCCCAGCGCACCGAGGCGCAGCUGCAGGAGCGGUACAAGAGCCUGACGCGGCGGCGUGCGGAGCUGCAGGAGGCGCUGGCGCAGAAGGAGCAGCAGGCGUGA
This is a messenger RNA of Astrephomene gubernaculifera, 2761 nucleotides long. The record is from the annotation of a GenBank genome assembly. Lineage: Eukaryota; Viridiplantae; Chlorophyta; Chlorophyceae; Chlamydomonadales; Astrephomenaceae.